AUGAAGCUUUCCGUUGAACUUAGUAGAAGUACUGAAAAUGUAAAUCCAUAUAACUUUCCAGCAAUGCGAGCACUCUCCAUCUCAUCUGCUGAUGCAUUCAUCUUAGUCUAUGACGUUACCGAUGCAGCCACUUUCGAAGAAGUGCGUAUGAUACGGGAUCAAAUACAUGAGACAAAAGGAACUACGGCCGUACCGAUAGUGGUUGUGGGCAACAAAAUUGAUUUGGUAACGGAGGAUAGUGAAACAAGAGAGGUUGAAUAUGCCACCACAGAAUCUGUUGUUACAGUAGAUUGGGAAAAUGGUUUUGUGGAGGCGUCAGCAGCAAGAAACGAAAAUAUUACACAGGUGUUUAAAGAGCUAUUAUCGCAAGCAAAAAUCACGUACAAUUUGAGUCCAGCGUUAAGGCGGCGUCGUCAAUCAUUGCCACAGCAAAUGGGUACACCAGGCACACCAACCCAUCAUCACCCGCAUCCAUCUGGUGCACACGCCUCAUCGCAUGCACCCACACCCGCUCAAUUGCAACAUCUACAGCGAAUACAGGAGCGCAGCCUGGGUGGCAAACGCAAUUCCUGCGUCAUAUCCUAAAUGAAUUUAAAAUCAAAUUAAAACUUAACUGAAACAAAUGCACAAAAUACCUGCUCGUAUUAAAUGCAAAUCCAAAUGCAACAUUUUCUCCGUACUAACUAAAUCUCAAUAUUAAUUAUGCAGCUCUUAAUCCUUCUUUACAUAGACUAAGACCAAAAGCAAAUUUAAUCAAAUACCAAAAUUCGUAAGCCGCUUGUGCUACAAACGCAAUAUACAUGCUUC
Molecule: messenger RNA, 807 nt
Organism: Teleopsis dalmanni
Lineage: Eukaryota; Metazoa; Arthropoda; Insecta; Diptera; Diopsidae
Product: GTP-binding protein Di-Ras2-like
Exons: 4
Coding region: 1-585 (194 amino acids)
Molecular function (GO): GTP binding; GTPase activity
Source: RefSeq, a predicted model, not a curated record